Molecule: messenger RNA, 1849 nt
Organism: Hemiscyllium ocellatum (epaulette shark)
Lineage: Eukaryota; Metazoa; Chordata; Chondrichthyes; Orectolobiformes; Hemiscylliidae
Gene: gdf9
Product: growth differentiation factor 9
Exons: 2
Coding region: 10-903 (297 amino acids)
Biological process (GO): SMAD protein signal transduction; BMP signaling pathway
Cellular component (GO): extracellular region
Molecular function (GO): growth factor activity; cytokine activity
Source: RefSeq, a predicted model, not a curated record
UUCUCUUACAUGUGCAGGGAAAUCUGUGCCUUGCUUUUCCAUGUAAUUGAGCAGGAUGUCUUUUAUGGUUUGGAUCCUGUGACCUCUCGGGAGCAGUUGCUCCGAUCAGUAUUCCUGUACCCCGUCGAUAAAUUGGCGUGUUUUCCGACGGUGUGUAACUGCAGCCUGACUAUCCAAGAGGAGGGGGCUCCCGCUCAGAUGUGCUCCAGCUCUCCGCGUUCACACACCUUCCGCCUUCGAUUUGAACGCCGCAAGAGGCGCCAGUGGCUGGAAGUGGAGCUCGCCUCCUUCCUGCAGCCGUUCAUCGGCCCCAAGAGGGGGCAGCUCCACGCGGUGUUCACCUACCAGUGCUCCGAGGGAGGCUGCAGCGGGCUCAGGCAGAGUCUGUCCGCUCCUUCCCUGCUCCUGUUCCUCAACGACACCGCCGAAGAGUCUCGCCGGAGCUGGCUGCAGACAGAUGCCCGGAGGAGCCCGUUCUCCGGGGGGCCCAGGAGGAAGCUGGCCGUGAGGUCCGUCCGACUUCGUAGAGGUCCCGGAGGCGAUGCCCAGGCACACUCCGCUGCCUUUCCUCCCUUCCCGUAUCCGGAUCACGAGUGCCAGCUGCACGAUUUCCGACUGUCGUUCAGCCAGCUCCGGUGGGACCGCUGGAUCAUCGCCCCGCACAACUACAACCCUCGCUUCUGUAAGGGCAGCUGUCCCCGGGCACUCAGCCACCGCUACGGCUCCCCCGUGCACACCCUGAUCCAGAACAUCCUCUACGAAAAGGUGGACUCCUCAGUCCCUCGCCCUUCCUGUGUCCCCGCCAAAUAUAAUCCACUCAGCGUGUUAACCCUGGAAAACGAUGGCUCCAUAGUUUACAAAGAGUAUGAAGAUAUGAUCGCUACGACCUGUACCUGCCGCUAGUAGGUGGUGUGCACCUGAAAUUCGCGUGGUCCAUUUGGAAAUGGGAAAUGUCAUUGCUUCAAAAGCCAAGAAAAUCGCCAUGUGUAUUAUAGUCAACUUUUUAUUUCGAUUUAUAUAUUUUUGUUUUAUUUAUUUUUUCUGCUUAGUGUUCAUUCUAGAUCUAAAUGCCCAGGAUGGGCUGUGGCCUUCAGCUGUUAAGACCGCGUGUGACUGGAUUUCAAAUACAAUAUAUCGCUCCAAUUAGUUUGAAAUUAUUUUCGCUAAGUGUGCUGGGUUGUCAAAGAAGUUUGUUUUUAAUGUUUAAAGUCGUAUGAAGCGAGUGUUGAUGUAGAGGCGAUAAGUGUCCUAAGUGACGUUUUUCUUGGCCAUGCAGGCAUGGAAAGUUGGGUAUAUCACAAUCACCAAUACUGCCUUCACUUGUCCCCUAAAUCUGCCCUGAAAGUAACUUUUUAUAUUCAAACGUUUGGUGAUGCAGCAUUUUUUUAUUUGGGUGGGUUACCAGUAUUUAUUCAGAAUAGAUACGUUAAAUAAUUAUAUACCUUUCACAAACUGUGCAUUGGUGUGUGCACCACAGCCAGUAAUGAAAAGAGAAAUAUUUCCACUUGACUGAAAUUCCAGUGACUUUUUAAGAUGCUGAACUGGAGAAAUUAAUGUAUGGCUGCUGAUUGAAACUUAAGAUGUAACUUUUUAAAGGCUUUUUAAAAAUACAUUUGAGUGAGAAUGAAUCUUUUGCACAAUUGAGACUUGUGACACAAGACCCUGGUGGUAUCUGGUAUAGUUAGUGUAAAAUCUAUGAACAAUACUGAUGCAAACUCUACUUGGAGAGUGAAGACAAAUAAAUAACAAUUGCAAAUUUGAAUUGCAUUUGAGUGCCUUUUUGUUUUACUUCUGGAAUUACCAAUUUUUGUGGAAAGUUACUGAUUGGAAAUGGGAUUCUAAAAGAGCA